This is a messenger RNA of Knipowitschia caucasica, 1233 nucleotides long. The record is from the annotation of a GenBank genome assembly. Lineage: Eukaryota; Metazoa; Chordata; Actinopteri; Gobiiformes; Gobiidae.
AUGGGUGGACAGGCCAAGAGCAAGAAGAAAAGCAAGCCAAAGAGGAAAGACAACCGGCAAAAUACGGACCCAGCAAUAGUUGGGUUGUCGCUACAAGAAAGAAUGAAAGUGAGGAUGCACGUGAAGGCUAAGAAAAAGACAGCUGAUAAAUACUCUGUGAAACAACUUUUGGAAAAGACAGAAGAAUACAUGGACAGCUUUGACUUUGAGAUGGCAGCACUCUUUUGUCAACGGGCUCUGGACGUGGAAGCCACCAAUCUCCAAGCUCUGGACAUGCUCGGCCACAUCUACUCUGAGAUGGGGGAUGCAAUUAAAGCUAAGGAAAUAUCCUUUUUGGAGUUGAGCCCUGACUCAGGUCACGGGAAGUACAUGUCUCUGGGGCAGAUUCAUGCGGGGCAAGAGGCCGUGGACUUCUAUCUGAAAGGAAUCCAAGUUCUGCUGUCUGCGCUGGAGAAGAAAGCAGAGGCCGCAGUGCCGCUUGGAGCUUCUGCCUUCCCAGAAGAGGACACUGACCUCCCCACGGAGAGAGACGUCAGCGUGGCCUACUGCUCAAUCGCUGAGAUUUACAUGACAGACUUGUGUAUGGAGGAGGGGGCUGCGGACAAAUGCAAGGGCUUCAUCGAGCGAGCGUUGCACUAUCGCCAUGACAACCCGGAGGCCCUACAGCUCAUGGCGAGUUACCUGUUCAGCGUGGAGAGGAACCAGGAAGGCAAAGAAUACUUGUUGAAGAGCGUGGCUGGGUGGUUACCUUCGCAGAGAGCCGCAUCAGAAGAGGAUUUACAGAACAUCGAGAGCCCGCCGUACGAGUCUCGCAUCACCACGGCCAAACUGCUCAUCGAGGCGGAAGAGUAUGAGACUGCUGUGGAGGUGUUGGAAGGACUUCUGGAAGAGGAUGACGAGGUUGUUCAGGUGUGGUAUCUGUCUGGAUGGGUCUGUUACCUCCAGCUGCAGAGGGCAAAGGAGCUCCUGCAGAGAGAGGCCAGAGCAGCAACAGAAGAGGAGGCUGAGGAAGGGAGGGCGCUGGAGGAGGCCGCCAGAUCCUACCUCACUAACGCCAAGAAGCUCUACCACAAGCUGCAAUGCGACGACCAGCCGGUGUUGGAGCACGUGGAGCAGCUGCUGGGAGAGCUGGGAGGAGAGCUGGAGGAGGAAGAGGAGGAGGUGGGACCCGAUGAAGACUUCGAUCCAUGCAGCGAUGAUGAAGAGGACGACGGAGCCCCCAUGGAACACUGA